Molecule: messenger RNA, 1513 nt
Organism: Bactrocera latifrons
Lineage: Eukaryota; Metazoa; Arthropoda; Insecta; Diptera; Tephritidae
Gene: Stt3B
Product: dolichyl-diphosphooligosaccharide--protein glycosyltransferase subunit STT3B
Exons: 1
Biological process (GO): post-translational protein modification
Cellular component (GO): membrane
Molecular function (GO): dolichyl-diphosphooligosaccharide-protein glycotransferase activity
Source: RefSeq, a predicted model, not a curated record
UCUAUUAAAAUAUUAUUUAGAAACACGAUAAGCAGUGACUACGUGUACCUUCUUAAUUUUAUUUUUUAAUUAGAGUAGAUGAACUGUGAAUUCCUUCAUAUAGAAUAUAUUUGUUAGAAUAAUGAAUCAUUCGCCCGGAGUAGUAUCAAGGAGAUCUGUUGGUUAUAAAAGUUUAAUAACGUUCACAGUACUUUUGAUUGCGUGGCUUGCCGGUUUUUCUUCACGCUUAUUCGCAGUGAUUCGAUUUGAAUCUAUUAUUCAUGAGUUCGAUCCAUGGUUUAAUUACCGCGCUACAGGGUAUAUGGUGCAACAUGGAUUUUAUAAAUUUUUGAAUUGGUUUGAUGAACGAGCCUGGUAUCCUUUGGGAAGAAUUGUUGGUGGAACGGUAUAUCCAGGACUUAUGAUAACUUCUGGUUGCAUACACUACAUUUUACACACCUUGAAUAUACCGAUACAUAUACGUGAUAUUUGCGUUUUUUUGGCACCAAUUUUUAGUGGAUUAACAUCGAUUUCAACCUAUUUGCUCACUAGUGAAUUAUGGUCCCGGGGAGCAGGGCUUUUUGCUGCAAGUUUUAUAGCUAUUGUUCCUGGUUAUAUAAGUCGUUCAGUAGCAGGCUCUUACGAUAACGAAGGAAUUGCCAUAUUUGCACUGCAAUUUACAUAUUUCUUAUGGGUACGUUCAUUGAAAACUGGAUCCGUUUUUUGGUCGGCUGGAGCAGCACUAUCUUAUUUUUACAUGGUAUCGGCAUGGGGAGGAUAUGUAUUUAUUACUAACUUAAUACCACUUCACGUAUUUGUCCUUAUUCUAAUGGGUCGGUACUCUGAGAGGAUUCUAACCAGCUAUUCGACGUUCUACAUUUUGGGACUACUAUUAUCGAUGCAAAUACCGUUUGUAGGUUUUCAACCUAUACGAACAAGUGAGCACAUGGCCGCUCUGGGAAUAUUUGUACUUUUGCUUAUUAUCGCAGUUCUUCGUCACUUACAAAGUGUAUUAUCUCGAAGUGAAUAUCGCAAAAUAUAUCUCUUUGGAGUCAUAGCGGCUGCGGUUAUAGUAUUUACUGGUGUGGUUAUUCUUACAGUAUUAGGUAUUAUUGCUCCGUGGAGUGGUCGAUUUUAUUCAUUAUGGGAUACUGGAUAUGCUAAAAUACAUAUCCCUAUUAUUGCCUCGGUAUCGGAACAUCAACCGACUACAUGGUUUUCUUUUUUCUUCGAUUUGCAUAUACUCGUUUGUUCGUUUCCAGUUGGAAUUUGGUACUGCAUAAAGAAUGUUAAUGAUGAACGUGUUUUCGUUAUACUUUAUGCCAUUAGUGCUGUAUAUUUUGCCGGUGUUAUGGUGCGUUUAAUGUUAACUCUUACUCCAGUCGUGUGUAUUCUUGCUGGGAUUGCAUUUUCCAACUUGUUUGAAGUAUUUCUCAAAGAAGACAACAAUUCAAAUACAUUUGCUCACAAAACUAUAUCUUAUGUGGACGAUCACGAUGAUAAUUCAAUGGAGAAAAAAAAUCUGUAUGACAAA